AUGGAGACUCUCAAGCGCGUCGUUACUCCACCUUUGUCCCUUCAUGAUCCCAAAACGGAUUUCCUCAUUGGUCUGCGAGGUUUCUUCGUCAUGCAGUCUUUCUUGCACACCUUCCUCCUCGUCUUCGCGCCCGCCUCCGUUGCUCACUCGACCAACGCUCAAGAAGUCUUGCACAGUUCCACGCUCCACAAAACGCUCAAGCUUGUCUCCAUCCUCUUCUGGAACGACGGCAUCAUCUACUCCGCCUUCAUCCUUCUUAGCGCGCGCACGAUAUGUAUUCCAUUCAUGAAAGACAGAACCAAGCUUUCCAUUGCGGGGUCCAUCUUUCGUCGCGGCAUUCGCUUGUGGUUCCCCGUUGCUGUCGCGCUGGCGAUCAGCACCGGGGUUCUGCACGCGACUGGGUACAAAUACAUCGACGAUUUCGCGGAGAAGACGGGCAACAUUUCCAUCUUGGUGCCUUACAAGAUUGACAACGCGCUGAUUUACUUCAACUCGGUGUUCAACUUGUUCUGGGUUACCACAAGAUUCUCAGAGCAAGCGGGAAGUUAUGCGUUUCCCGGGCAGAUGAUGUGGGUUAUCAAUGUUAUCUACAUGCAGAGGUUAGUCCCACCCUUGGUCAAGGGAAGAAACGUUGAUGCUGACGAAAAGCAGUUUCACCGUGUACAUGACGAUGGUUAUCAGUAA
This is a messenger RNA of Didymosphaeria variabile, 684 nucleotides long. RefSeq lists its product as uncharacterized. NCBI's taxonomy places the organism in Eukaryota, Fungi, Ascomycota, Dothideomycetes, Pleosporales, Didymosphaeriaceae. The coding region runs from base 1 to 684 and encodes 227 amino acids. The record is from RefSeq and is a predicted model, not a curated record. The transcript has a single exon.